This is a messenger RNA of Syngnathus acus (greater pipefish), 1654 nucleotides long. RefSeq lists its product as uncharacterized. The coding region runs from base 79 to 1029 and encodes 316 amino acids. Gene Ontology annotation, biological process: negative regulation of T cell proliferation; immune response; T cell costimulation. Lineage: Eukaryota; Metazoa; Chordata; Actinopteri; Syngnathiformes; Syngnathidae. The record is from RefSeq and is a predicted model, not a curated record. The transcript has 10 exons. Gene Ontology annotation, cellular component: external side of plasma membrane.
AUGGCGUCCGACGAACAUUGCCUUUUCCUCCAAUACACAAACGCCCACCGGCAACCACCAACGAUAUGCUUUAGAUGAAUGACCAUGGGCUUUGCGGAUUUUGUUUUGUGGCUCCUGACGGUGCUCUGCGUUGGUGCGCAACAAACAUGGACAGCUUUUAUUAGAGUGCACUGUACGAAUGAGUGCUUGGGCCAGUACGGUCAACCAUCUGUGGUGGAAUGCGUGAUCAGGAUGGCCCCAGAGGCCAAAGACGAUAGCGUGCGCAUCGUCGUGUGGAAAAGAGGCGGCUCGACCCUGCUGAAGUUUCACAACAAUCAAUUUGAUCCCACAUCGCCGCCGGGCUAUUCAUUUGCCGAGCCGUCGUGGAAUAGCAAGUCCUUGAACGUGUCCCUGCUAAUCGCCAACACCUCUGUGAUCAACCACGGCAACUAUUCGUGCAUGGUGAUGACCGACAGCGGAUCAGACAACAAGUCAGCCAGCCUUCAUGUCACGGCCAAAUACAAGACACCUAGCAUCCACACCACCUCGACAAACGUCGGCCCAGCCUCGCUAGUCACCCUGACAUGUCGCUCGGAAGGCGGCUACCCCAAGGGCCGGUUGGGUUGGUUUGUCGGGACGACAGGGCAGGGGGAAAGUGCUGAAACUGUGGCCGAGGCGAUGGGAAACGGACUCUUCAGCCUGUCCAGCGAGCUGACUCUGUCGCUAGGGCGGGACGCCUCCAAGUACACCUGCAUGGUGUUCAACGCCAGUGGCGGCAAAGACAGCGAGGCCAGUGUGGUGCUACCUGACCAUGCGCAGGUUGCAGGGAUAGAACAAGAGCCGCCAGCGAAAGACUCGGAUGUGGCGCGUAGAGUCGUGGCACCGUUGGUGGUCAUCGGGUCGCUGAUUGUUGGACUGCUGCUGUUUUGGGUGCUCAGGGGGAAAUGUUCUAAAAGGGAACCGGAUCCUCCAGUUGAAACAGAUCCAGAGCAAGGUAAACCACAGGAUCUCCUUAUGGGGACUUCUGAAUGUCAGGAAAGCGACCCAUGAGGAAAUGCUCUAUACGAUGUCUUCACUGAUUUACCGGCAAAGAAAUCACGAAUCAGCAUUCCUCCCCUCAGCUUUGCUUUGCACUCAAUAAGUUACUGCAUGAAUUAUGAUUGUUCACUUGAGCUGCAAUUUAUCAAAUUGAUGUAAGCUAUGUUAAACUGAUCUUGAAUGGGUAAGAGAGCAAUGUGGGGUAUGAACCGCACAUUUUAAAAAGUAAGCUAUUUGAAUGAAUUCAAACGUUCCAUUGCACUCAUUGGUUGACUAAAUAUUAGUUCGCCACACUUAUCAAUAAAAGAAAUCAUUGGAUGCUCAGUAAGACAGAAAUCAAUAAGAAAAUAUUAAGAGUGACUACAGAGGUUGAAAACAUUUACAGAGACUGGAAAGUUCAGAUUACACAAACACGUACCAUGCAGUUUCUGUUGUUUCCUUGAUCAGUAUCAGGAAGUGUGUUUGCGUAGGUGUGUGUAGGAUUUGAAAUCUCUUUCACUUUACAUAUCAACCUGUCAUGGUAAAUAUAGCAAAAGAAUUAUAUUUGUAACACUGUAACACUAAUUCUUGUGUAAAUCAAUGCUCAGCAUUUUAGGACUAUAUGUAGCAAUACCUGGAAAACAGACAAAAUAAAUGA